AUCAUACACGUUUGGUGAGGAAGGACAGUCGCAAGGGCAAUACUUCGCAGCACAUCUCUCACGAAUAAAACUCAACACUGAGCGCAUCGAUUUCGUAGCGAAUGCUCCUCGCCUGCUCCACCACGUCCGGAAUGAGGAACUCUUCGAUCAAUGGGUUAUUAAUCAAAUGACCACAUGCGUGCAAGUGACUCUGUUGACUCUCGAUGGUGAGCUGUCCUCGAAUGAAGGGAAAUGCUUCCGUAUUGAAUACAGAGAUAGCAUGUAUCAUCGUUUUGCCGGACGCUUCGGGCUGAUGCCGGAUGAAAAGGAGGGUAUCCGCCGAACGGCUUAUAAAGGCGUCCUCAUAUUUCAUUAUAAAAAGCAUCGGAUAUUUCUGUAUGACAACUGGCCGUCAUCUCUCCCAUUGGCAUUUGCUAAGAAUGUUAC
Messenger RNA from Perkinsus marinus ATCC 50983, 426 nucleotides. RefSeq names its product alpha-1,3-mannosyl-glycoprotein beta-1, 2-n-acetylglucosaminyltransferase, putative. The record is from RefSeq and is a predicted model, not a curated record. The transcript is spliced from 3 exons. The annotation marks the transcript as partial. Lineage: Eukaryota; Perkinsozoa; Perkinsida; Perkinsidae. Gene Ontology annotation, cellular component: Golgi apparatus. Gene Ontology annotation, molecular function: alpha-1,3-mannosylglycoprotein 2-beta-N-acetylglucosaminyltransferase activity.